UGUGUGAGUUGUGUUGUUUUAUUCACGUUGUACUUUUAUCACCGACGGUCGGUUUUCUUUCCAAACGGCGCCUUUGCGACUUUAUUGUGAACAUGGACUCCAGAGCUGUGAAGAAUCCCUAUCCAGACUACGAUGGCAGCACAUCCCAGCUGUUUGACUCCCAGGGGAAGCUCACACCAGAGUUCAGCCACAGACUGAGCAGCAAGAUCAGCGAGCUUCUCUCCGUCAUGGAGAACGGGCUGAAGUCUGCAGAUCCCAGAGACUGCAGCACGUACACGGGCUGGACAGGCAUCGCUCUGCUCUACCUGCACCUCCACAGCGUGUUCCAGGAGGAGUCCUUCCUCCACAGGGCUCUGGAUUAUGUCAGCCGCAGCCUGAAGUGUCUGACCCGACGCCAUGACGUCACCUUCCUCUGCGGGGAUGCGGGGCCGCUGGCUGUGGCUGCCGUGGUCUUCCAUCGCCUGCAGAGGGCGCAUGAGACCGACGAGUGCAUCAACAGACUGCUGCAGUUUCACCAGUCGGUGGUGAUGGGAUCGAGCGAGCUGCCGGACGAGCUGCUUUACGGUCGAAUGGGUUACCUCUACUCCCUCGUCUUUAUCAACCAGCAGCUGGGGCACGACAGGAUCCCCCUGCAGUACAUCCAGCAGGUCAGCGAGAGCGUGCUCGCAUCAGGCGUGCACCUCAGCAGGAAGUUCAGGGUCCAGAACCAGAGCCCUCUGAUGUACGAGUGGUACCAGGAGCAGUACAUCGGCGCCGCACACGGACUCGCGGGCAUCUACUACUUCCUCCUGCAGCCGGGCUUCGUCUCUGCGGAGGAGCACGUUCACAUGCUGGUGAAACCCAGCGUCGACCACGUCUGCAGACUCAAGCUCCCGUCAGGAAACUACCCUCCCUGCAUCGGUGACGACAGAGACCUGCUGGUGCACUGGUGCCACGGGUCGCCGGGCGUCAUCUACAUGCUCCUGCAGGCGCACAAGGCCUUCGGAGGAGCUCAGUACCUGGACGAAGCCCUCCAGUGUGGAGAAGUGGUUUGGGCCUGGGGUUUGCUGAAGAAGGGCUAUGGGCUGUGUCACGGUGCAGCGGGUAACGCCUACGCCUUCCUGGCUCUGUACCGGCAAACAUGGGAUCCCAAGCACCUCCACAGAGCCUGCAUGUUUGCAGACUGGUGCAUGAACUACGGCAAACACGGCUGCAGAACUCCUGACACUCCCUUCUCACUGUUUGAAGGCAUGGCGGGCACCAUCUACUUCCUGGCCGACCUUCUGCAGCCGAUGAAGGCGAGGUUUCCAGCCUUUGAGGUGUGAAAUCUUCCCCACAGAAGAAGAUCCAUCCUCCUGCUGUCUGUCGCACUCCUGCAUGGAAACACUGCGUCCAUCUGGGUAAAUAACAGAGACUCGACAUGAAACUCUGCGGCUGGCGUUGACUCCUGCUUCAUGUUUCUGCUGCUGUAAACUCUGUUCUCUCCUAAUUAUCUCUAAGACGUGUGAUAGCUGAGAGUCUCUUCGUGUGUAUUCAUUUAACUCAACAUUGUGGCGUCCUCUAGGGCCGCAGGAAACUCAUUUUGCUGUUUCAAAGCAGUAUAUUUAUCUUAUCCUGUAACUUUGUUCUGUUAAAAAUAAAAAUAGAUGCUUUGCGUUGAUUUUCUGUUGAUUUCUGUUGUCAUCAGUAAAGUUACUAAAUAAAACCCAGUCACGCUG
Messenger RNA from Paralichthys olivaceus (Japanese flounder), 1697 nucleotides. It is a transcript of the gene lancl1, whose product is annotated as LanC antibiotic synthetase component C-like 1 (bacterial). NCBI's taxonomy places the organism in Eukaryota, Metazoa, Chordata, Actinopteri, Pleuronectiformes, Paralichthyidae. Gene Ontology annotation, cellular component: plasma membrane. Gene Ontology annotation, biological process: peptide modification; carbohydrate metabolic process. The record is from RefSeq and is a predicted model, not a curated record.